Emiliania huxleyi CCMP1516 is the source of this 707-nucleotide messenger RNA. RefSeq lists its product as hypothetical. NCBI's taxonomy places the organism in Eukaryota, Haptophyta, Isochrysidales, Noelaerhabdaceae. Bases 502 to 666 code for a protein of 54 amino acids. The record is from RefSeq and is a predicted model, not a curated record. The transcript has a single exon.
AAAAUAACCGGAUCCCGGACAUCACGCCCAAUACCAGUAAUCGCGUAGCGGGUGGGCAGAGGUUCAGGGCACAUGCCACAGGCAGGGCGUCUCGCCGCGCCGGGCACUCGAGUACUUCAAAACGAGCGCAAACCGCAUAGGAGCUAGGUGGGGGCGAGCGUGUCGGAUCUGGCGAGCGGCUGCGCGUCGGGCGGAAGGGCGGUGCUGGUGGCGGUGCAGCACGCGGCGAGACGGCGCACGCAGCCAUGGGCGGCGGCAAGCACGGCGCCCAAGACCAGAGCGCAGCCGUGGGCGGCGGUGGUGAGGGGCGGUGCGACGGCGGCGUAGAAGACGUCCGCCGCGGCGCACAGCACCAGCGCCGCGACCAGAGUUGGCGCUGGCCGCGCCGGCGGACGUCCGUGCGCCCGGUGCCUCGUCGGGAUGCCAACCUCCUCGCCCCACACGCGAAGCGGGCCUGCGCGGAGCUCGAAGAUGACGGCGUAGCCGGCGGCCGCAUUCCAGAUGAUGGAGAUGCCCGUACAGCCGAUGACGGUGCACAGGCCGAGCUGGAAGGCGAUGACGAAUGCCAAGGCGCUGGAGGCCCAGCACAGCGACGCCCGGCUCGCCUCGACGUCACGCAGCUGCGCUCUGCCCGCUGCGAAGAGGACCACACUACAAACGACGUAGUUGAUGACGAUAUCAGGAGUUGACCCGCCAUACGAGAGGAU